Xylaria bambusicola is the source of this 1844-nucleotide messenger RNA. RefSeq names its product vacuolar-sorting protein SNF7. Bases 653 to 1330 code for a protein of 225 amino acids. Gene Ontology annotation, cellular component: cytoplasmic side of plasma membrane; multivesicular body; ESCRT III complex. The transcript is spliced from 4 exons. Gene Ontology annotation, biological process: late endosome to vacuole transport via multivesicular body sorting pathway; vesicle budding from membrane. NCBI's taxonomy places the organism in Eukaryota, Fungi, Ascomycota, Sordariomycetes, Xylariales, Xylariaceae. The record is from RefSeq and is a predicted model, not a curated record.
CCUCGGCACCUUAGUAUUUCUAUAGGUACCCAAGUGGUAACGGCAGUGUAAGAUUGCACAUAAAACAUGCACAUGGAAUGUCCUGCAGUACCUGAAGGUACUUUUAACUGUCUACCUGAUAGGGCGCCGCUGAUGCCUUGUUACAGCAGGCAGAUCUCAGUACCAGGUACUUAGGUCAGUAGUAUUAUUAGCACGGCUUGCAUCAUCGUCCAUCUUCCGGCGGGCCAGGCUACCUACCUACCUUAAUCCUACCUAGGGACCGAUAACGUGCAACUCUCUAUCUCCUUCUACCCCUUCAACGUCCUUCGUCAGGCUUCCAUUAUUACCUCGUCCCAUCGAAUCGCCUUCUUCUUCGCGGCGCCUACCGACUACGAGUCGAUACUCACCUCUCCACCGACUGUCGACUCUGUCCGUUGUCGGGCCGUUACUUGUCGUCACACCGGAUCCGCCCGUCCCCGUCCAGGCUCCGAGCUAUCGCCCAACGAUCAUAUACCCCGCCAUCACCAUCGGCUUCACCAUCGCGGCCCUCGAACAACCGCCUUGAUAGCGAGAUCCGUUCUGCUUGCCGUCUCUAGCUGACCGUUUUAAUCACCGCCCUCUCCCGUCUCCCCUAUAAUACAAGUGCUCGGCCCCGUCCUUACCCAACGUCAUCAUGUCGGGAGUUUGGGGAUGGUUUGGCGGCGGUGGUGCCGCCAAGAAGAAGGAUACUCCCAAGAAUGCCAUCCUGGGCUUGCGCACUCAGCUGGAAAUGCUACAGAAGCGCGAGAACCAUCUCAAGAACCAGAUGGCUGAGCAGGAUGCUAUUGCUCGAAAGAACGUAAACACGAAUAAAAAUGCUGCCAAGGCUGCUCUACGGAGGAAGAAAACACAUGAACACAGCUUAGAACAGACCAGUGCCCAAAUAGGAACCUUGGAGGCUCAGAUCAAUGCCAUCGAAUCAGCCAACAUCAACAAAGAGACUCUCGCCGCUAUGCAGAGAGCAGGCGAUGCUAUGAAACAGAUCCAUGGCAAGCUGACGGUAGAGAAGGUCGAGGAAACAAUGGAUCAAUUGAAGGAGCAGAACGAACUCAGCGAAGAGAUUGUGUCGGCUAUUACGAGCAGCCACAUUGGCGAGCCCUUGGAUGAGGACGAACUAGAGGACGAGCUCGAGGCCCUACAGCAAGAAGCACUAGACAAGAAAAUGCUUGAGUCUGGCACAGUACCCGUGUCGGAUGUCCAUAAACUCCCUAGCGUGGCGAAUUCAGAUAUCAAGAGCCAACCACAACUCGAGGAUUCCGAGGACGACGAGGAAAAGGAGCUCCGGAAGCUGCAGGAGGAAAUGGCGAUGUGAGAAGUAUAAAUUGGCAAUAUACCGAUAUUUUGGUGUCUUGGUCGAGCAUAGAAUCGCAUGCGGAGGGGGAAUACCAGCUGUUACAAGGGAAGGUUUGGGUCAGAUGACAGACAAGGUGACAUGGCACAGGCAAGCCGUGGUCUGUUAUUGACAGGAUACACCCACACCAUUUCCCUCGUUAGACUACUUGGUCUUUUACUUGUUAUUAAUUCGGGCGUCGGCGUUGUGUGGCCAACGGUGAUACACUCUUGUUUUUCCUGGGCUACUACUCUUCCUUCGAGCCAGCACUACGUUACUUACCUAGCUAGAGAGCCACGUCAUCACUAGUUAUCGAGAUGGAUAUACGGUUAUAUGUUGAAGUUAAUAUCGCCUGUCUGUGUAAUAUGUGUCGCGCGGGCUUCGUUCCCGGGAACUUUUGCAUGGUGACACGACUAAAGGUCCCUAGACUGCGCACUGUCUUGCUAUGAUGAUAGCUAAGCAAGAAAGGUUGAUUUCAGAAAUACCCAUUCCCAUG